UACCCCCUCCCCUCAGACCAACGUGACAGGAAUCAGGAUUGGGGUUUGUUUUCAGUUGGUCUUAGAUAAACAAGCCGUGCUGCUGGUCCUACAGACACUAUAGAUCUACUGAUGAGGAAGUAGCAUCGGCUAGGCAAGUCGGUUCCAUACAGAUCUAGAGUAAUGGCAACAGUUAAACCAGAUGACAGACUGACAAGUUCUCAGGGCUUUAUGUGCGUUGGUUUUGCGGGAGUUUUCAGUAAAACUGUCACGUCGCCUCUGGAGGUGGUGAAAAUCAAGAGUCAAGUAGGCACAUUUCACUGUAAAAAAGGCUUUCUGCACAGCUUUAAUGUCGUCUACCAGAAUGAAGGCCUACGAGGAUUUUGGAAGGGGAACCUCGUCUCCUGUCUCCGCCUGUUUCCUUACAGCGCCGUCCAUUUGGCAACAUAUAAACAGAUCGUCCACCUCCACAUGGAUGAAUUGGGCUACAUUUCUCAGUGGAGGGCCAUUUUCGCUGGUGGGCUAGCUGGUAUCAGUGCUGCGCUGGCCACGUACCCUCUGGAGGUGGCAGAGACUCGCCUCAUAGCUCAGAACUGCAGAGAGCCCACAUACAGGGGGGUGGUCCACACGCUCUCCAAGAUAUACCAGACCGAAGGCCUUCGAGCACUCUACAGGGGCUUCUCUCUCACAGUCCUAGGUGCGUUUCCCUUCUCCAUUGGUUGCUAUGCAGUCUACAUCAACUUGGAUAAGCUGUGGCGGGAGCCCCAAUUCCGGUUCACUCCCCUUCAGAACUUCAUAAAUGGCUGUGUAGCGGCAGGAAUAGCUCAAACCUUCUCCUACCCCUUUGAAACUGUGAAAAGGAAAAUGCAGGCCCAGAAUCCUCGGCUCCCGCAUUACGGUGGGGCUGAUGUCCACUUCACUGGAAUGCUGGACUGCUUCAGGCAGGUGAUCAGAAACAAGGGCAUCCUGACAUUGUGGAGUGGCAUCACAGCCAACAUGGUCAAGAUUGUCCCCUACUUUGGCCUUCUCUUCAGCUGCUUUGAGAUGUGCAAGCAGGUCUGUCUGUACCGCAACGGGUACAUUGUGUCUCCAUUGAGCUAUAAGUUGGCACCAGGAGUGGACCAGAGCAUGGGCCCCACUGAGGUGGAAGAGGUGAAGAGGUACCUGAAGAAUAGGAACUUUCAGUCACAGCAAGGAAGUCGCUGGUAAAACUGGUGAAAAAAAAAAAACAUUACCAAAAAAAACGAUGGAACAAAGACGUCUGGAUUUCUGAAGAGGAGGAUGACCAUUAGUAUAGGAAAGUGUCUGAACGAUGAAAAGGAGUCAGGAAUAUUUGUUGGAAUUCAAUGCUUUGAAGAUGACAAUUUGGUAUUUUACAGAUUUGUGUUUGUGUAUUAGCAACUAUUUCAGAAUCAGAGGUAGAUCCAUUGAUAUUUGAAAGUUGCAAUGCAAUCAUAGGAUUGCACUUCUAUAAUUGACACAUGGAAAAAAACUUUUAACUGUUUGUUCAGCAAUUCCUCAUUCAGAGUUUAAGUAUUUUUUAAACUUUGUUAUACAGUUUUUUGACAGUUAUCUCUGUGUUAUUACUACAGUUUAUUCAUGCUUAUGGGCUGCAGGUAGCCUAGCGUUUAAGAGCUUUGAGCCAGUAACCAAAAGGUUGCUGGUUUGAAUCCCUGAGCUGUCGA
Messenger RNA from Coregonus clupeaformis (lake whitefish), 1664 nucleotides. RefSeq names its product solute carrier family 25 member 43-like. Bases 163 to 1188 code for a protein of 341 amino acids. The record is from RefSeq and is a predicted model, not a curated record. Gene Ontology annotation, biological process: transmembrane transport. NCBI's taxonomy places the organism in Eukaryota, Metazoa, Chordata, Actinopteri, Salmoniformes, Salmonidae. The transcript is spliced from 5 exons.